GCGGGGACACAGCGGGCGGGCCGGGGGCGGUGCCCGGCCGAGGCACCGCUGUCCUUGCGGGACACGGCCCCAGGGAGACGGGAGCGAGCCCCGCCGGCCGCCUGCAGCGUCCCGGUGCCCUCGAGUGCCUGCGUUCUUCAAAGCGCCGGCUCUGCUGCAGGUCAGAAAGCCCCACAGCGUUUUCGUGUUUUGGAGGGACUUUUAAACAGGUGCCGAAGUCUGGCUGAGUCGGGAGGUGCCGGCUCUUUGCCGGGAGGCUGUGUGUGAGGAGGCGCUGGACCAAGCCCUAAUCGCUCAAAAGCACUGCCGUAAGCCCAGCUGUUCUAUCUCGUCACCAGGGCUAAUCCAUACCCCAGUGUGGGUUUAAGCCUGCUGUGCCAAUUUACAGGGCUUGACUUCAAGCCACGUCCUCCUCCUGGUAUCCUCUCCGCUCGCCCUGGGUCCGGGUGUCCGCACGAGCAGCGGGAGCGCUGGUGCCAAAGGCUUCUCCUGCUCCUACACAAUCACCACACGCCUAAGGCUCUGAGAGGCACACAGGAUUGUCAGCAGCACUCCUGGACUGUGAAGGCAAAGACAAACCACAGGAGACUUUUCAAACAGAGGGCAUACCUUAACAGAGCAGGGACACACAGAGCAUCAUGUCAUUGGCAUCCUGGUUCAGGUGGAAUGAGCCCCCAAACCGCAUCUCCCAGAGGAACCCCACAGAGAUGGUGGUGGAGACGCUGAUGAUGGAGCUGAGCUGGCAGAUGAAGCAGGCAGAAAAGCAGCAGCGGGAGCGGGAGAACGAAUACCGCAAGAUCAAGACGGGGGUGGACUACGGCUGGCUGGUCAGCUACCCAAAGCAGAGCUAUGACAUCAGCCCCGGGGAACGGCUGCAGCUGGAGGACAUGUGCACCAAAAUACACCCCUCCUACUGUGGGCCUGUCAUACUCAGGUUCAGGCAAGUCAUUGCGGAGUACGAACCAGAAGCGCAGGAAGUGUCCCGGCUCUUCCGCUCCGUCCUGCAGGAAGCUACUGAGAAGAUCAAAGAGGAGGAAGAGGCCAAGAAGCUUGCAAGGCAAUGGAACACAAAGAACAGAACCAGCCUCUCCUUAACAACAUUUAAAUCUCGGUCCAGGAUUUCUCCAUUCAUCAGCGACAUCAAGACCAUCUCUGAGGAUGUGGAACGGGGCACCCAGCCCAACAGGAGGGUUUGGAGCAUGCCAGAAUUUCGGAACACCAAGGAUUUCUGACUCUAUACUGAAUAAGGUUUUUAGACACUGAUCUUUCAAAAUCCCACUUAACCUUUUUUAACUCUACUGUUUCUUCUUUUUUCCAUCUCUCUUUUCCUGACUGUCUCUGUCUUGGAAGCUGUGUCUGUAGUAACCGCUGCGAUGCCUGCAGUCUGUGACACCAUUUAUUACCAAACAUGGUAGCCUUUCCUUUAACCCAGUAGCUAUUCAGUAACCUUAAGGGCAAGGCUCACUUACUAUCUCAUUUUUAUUACUGCUUUCUUGUGGAAAAUGAAUUAGUUUUGCUACGUCUCUCUUCUCCCUUUCCCCUCCAGCCUGGAUGUAGUUAUCUAUAAAAACUUUUGGCUCAAGCUAUUGAGAGCUGCUGACUGAACCAAUCUUGCUGAAAGCAAGACAGCCGCUUAAAUGAGUGAGGUUUGCAGGAUUGGGCUUGUGAGUUAAAGCUAAUAUCUGAUUUGGAACUUCCUUUUCCAAAUAAUAGCCUUCCUCAGUGCUACAACAAACUUCACAGGUAACCUCAGCACUGCUCUUGAUCCGCUUUUUUGCUGACAGUUCACAAUCCAACCUGAGUAGAAACAGGCCCAAGCUUUCUGAGAUUAAAGACCAAGCACGUUAAUAUACAUUCAGGUUUCUUGGGUACUUUCUCUUUUGUGCUGGCAGAACCCCCUGAACCUUGCACCUGCAGAGCAGAUAGAAAUUUAUCAACCUGCUGUGUAGACACACAGGUGGGUACCUCAGUGCUGUGUCAAGUGCUGUUCUGGGGCCUCAGUGCUCUGUGCUCCACCCUACACCUCAGAAAUAAAUCAGUGGGCUGAAAUCAAUGUUUAUGGCCGAGCCUGAAAGAGGGCUGGAGUAUCCAUGUAAAAGGAAGGGUGAAGGGCCUCAGCAUUCAUCUCCAGGGCUCUCUGUACAGUGGCAACUGUUGAGAUCAUCUGAACUUUUGCUGCUGUGAGUGACUGAAGUGCUCUGGCAGAUGGAGUUUCUUCUGAGACUUUGAAGAGACAGGAAAAUGCCACUAAGGAAAAGCUGCUAAGGCCCUAACUCAGCAUCUGAAGGGAGAGCUCUCACCAGCAAAGGGAACAGUAGGGCACGCUGUGAAAGUCAAGUGUCCUGCAGAGAACCCAAGGGCUGGGAUGCUUUGUGGUGACCAAUGGGAGAUGGGGAAUGAAGAGAGGGGUUUGCUUGUAUGACUGGCUUUUGGGGAAUCAUCUCAGUGGGGUAGAGCCUCCUGGAGGACCCUGUAGCUUUGUUGUUCUUUUGUCCGUUUCCAGAUAUUUUCCCCUGGGGAUCUUUGCAACAGCAUGUGGGUUCUACAGCCAAGAUUAAAACCCUUUGAAGCUGUGCCAACUCUGGGAAGAAUUCCAGUACAUGAAAUCUAUCCUGGACUAGAAAUGUGCAGUUUCUUCCAGAGAUGGAAGAAGGCAGCAUAAAAAAAAGAUCAAGAUCAACCCCCUAAGAGCUCUCUGAGACUAGGACUCUGACUCUUCCUCUCUCCCCUCUGGGCUAUGUAAAAUUGAAGAUAAGGCUUUCUUACUGCAGUCCUAUCCCUUGGUAAACACUGCUGCCAGCAACCCUCCUAGGGACAGAAAGCGGCUCACUUUCUGAUUAAAAGUCAGGGUUUCCAAAUACAGCAUCCGGUUUGGGACAGGCUAUUUCAACUCUAGGUCAAUGAUGGAGAGUUUAAAGCCUUCUGACAAUCAGCUUAGUGUUUUUCAGCCAUAUGUCCUUGUGAAGUAAUGUGAUUGCAUAUAUGAAGUAAAAGCCAAGGCUUGACAUACUUAGCAUAGCUUUAGCUGUAUAGAAGAUGUAGGAUCUCUAGCAAGGGGUCACCACAAUUUGCAGAAACAAUUAUUGUUUGGAAAAGAGUCAGCCAUAUUUUUUAAAUAUUUGCAAGCCACUGUGCAGUACUGAAGACUGAGAUGAGUUUAUGAAUUUCAUGCUGCAGCUCUGUAUUCAUUUUAUUUGCACUUAUGUUCUGUUUGACACCUUCAGUAUUGACUGCAUUGAUGCGAUUUUCGAUGGACUGCUGGGAGACACAGGACAUUCUGACACACUGCCACAAAGCUCUUUGUUACAGCACAGUGUCAGUAGUGUGCUCACUCCCACUUAAGGAGAAUCAGCAGUAAGUAACUUCCCUGCAGCAAUGUGCUAAGCCAAGGAAAUCACUGAAGGGUGUUCACACUAUCACAGCAGCCUGUGAUCCUGCUGUGCCCUUCAUUAACAACUUCCAGCUGGCAGACAGCACUCUUGUGAGACAGAUCUGACCUUUGGUCAAAGCCCUGCACAUUAUGGAGGCUAGGCUCUGGCAGUGCUUGUGACAACUGUUUUGCUUCAACUUACCUAUCAUUUCUAAUUCACAAUAAAACAUAAUCUAAACUCUUAAACAGUAUCACUCUCCCUGUACCACUUCUGGAAGUUACACUGGGCUCAUGGUAGGUUCUGAUGAUAGAGGGAUAUUCGGAUGCCAAUCUCUGAGAGAUCUGUUCUUACUCCAUGCUAUCUAGUACUCUUACAGGGGUAGUAGUACCACAUUUGCCUGCAGCCAGCUACUUGGAGACUGACUGUGAGCUCCUGCAAUGUGCAUGCAGCAGCAGGUACUGAGGCAGAGCUGGGAGGUGAUCAGAGUGCAUGACUGCUGCACUGCUUGUGGUGCUCAUUUUUCUUAGAAGUGCUGUAGACUGAACCUUAAAUGAUCCCUUGGUCUCAGCAUGCAGCAACAACUACGCACUCAUGCUUGCCUUGUCCUAAUUCCACAUUUGGUGUGGCGAAAUUAGUGUCAGUUCAAAUGAGGAGCAUGAAACUCCCGACUGUCCCCACCUACUGUGCUACAGUCCGUGGCACUGGGCACACACAGAUUGUUUCUGGCUAAAGCCAACCCAAAUGAUCCAGGUCCUCAUUGGUAACUGUCAGAUGCUACAGCUCUGCUCCUCCUGGACCACACUACUUGCUAGUGUAGAAAAAUAAAAACAAAAAAAAAAUCUCGAUGAGACCCUCUGAUCCACUUUUUAGCACCUCCUGAGAGCUCAUCCUGUGUCUUAAUUCUUUAAGGGGAAUGAAACAUUAACUAGCAGCACAUAUUAGUAAGAUGCAGAAGUGAACCAAACAAGAAUCAUUCUAAAUCCUCAAACAUUCUUUCAGAACUGAGCAAGGCUUUUGGUAUCAGCUCAGAGCAUCACUGUUGCCCCGUUGCUGACAGUGUUGUGCUGUCCAAAGGACACUGUCACACCAGGAAAAAGCAGUCCUAGACUUGCUGUACCUUCUAAUAAGUAAUGGCAGCAGCUCAGGUACACUGUUCAGCCUCCAGGGGCUAGCACUCCUUAGAGCCAUGACGCUCCUGAGGGAGGCUGUGCAGCCCUGCUCCUGUGGCUUCUGGAGAUGAGCCUGGCCACGGGCUGUGUCAGCCAGAAAGGAUGUGCAGGCAGGAGCUGAGGUUCCUCACCCACAUGAGCACAGAGUUCAUGCAGCUGUCAUGCCAUGGGGAAUUGGAGUAAGCUCUGAGGGAAAUACCUGUCUGCUGACACUGCACUGUUUAUACAUUUCAACACGGAACCUUGGAGAAUUAAAGCAAAGCUGUGGAAUAUAAACCAA
Catharus ustulatus (Swainson's thrush) is the source of this 4820-nucleotide messenger RNA. It is a transcript of the gene RD3, whose product is annotated as RD3 regulator of GUCY2D. The record is from RefSeq and is a predicted model, not a curated record. NCBI's taxonomy places the organism in Eukaryota, Metazoa, Chordata, Aves, Passeriformes, Turdidae. Bases 639 to 1232 code for a protein of 197 amino acids. The transcript is spliced from 4 exons.